CACACACACACACACGCUGCCGCCGAUGUGGGGCUUGGAGGCUGGAGGCGGUUGGUGCAGGGGUGUCUGUGCGGAGAGGGAGGCCGGGAUGGGGGGGUUGGGACUGCUGGUGGUGGCCCUUACGUGCUGCUGGUGGCCGCAGGUCUGCCAGGGUAAAACCCUGCGGGGCAGCUUUAGCAGCGCAGCUGCCCGAGAAGCUCAGGGCCAGAGCAUCGGCCACUUCCAGUUCCACGGUGACCAUGCUCUUCUGUGUGUCAGAAUCAACAACAUAGCAGCAGCAGUUGGAAAAGAAGCUAAACUCUACCUGUUCCAAGCCCAGGAAUGGCUACAGCUGCAGGAAGGCAGUCCUGGCUAUAGUUGUAGUGAAAAAUUAUCCAAAGCUCAGUUGGCAAUGACCAUAAAUCAGACUGAACAUAAUCUAACAGUGUCCCAGAUUCCAUAUCCACAAACGUGGCACAUGUUUUAUGCAGACAAAUAUACAUGCAGAGAUGACUAUGAGAAUUCUCAGGUGGAAGAUAUUUCAUUUGAAAUGAUGUUACUAAAUCCAGAUGCUGAAGGGAAUCCACUUGAUCAUUUUAGUGCUGGAGAAUCUGGGUUACAUGAGUUCUUUUUCCUUCUAGUCCUAGUGUACUUUGUGAUUGCUUGCAUUUAUGCUCAAUCAUUGUGGCAGGCUAUUAAGAAAAGAGGACCCAUGCACAUGAUUUUAAAGGUUCUGACAACUGCAUUGCUGUUACAAGCUGGUUCAGCUUUAGCUAAUUACAUUCAUUUCUCCAGUUACUCCAAGGAUGGAAUAGGAGUACCUUUUAUGGGAAGUUUAGCAGAAUUUUUUGACAUCGCUUCCCAAAUUCAGAUGCUUUACCUACUUCUGAGUCUAUGCAUGGGUUGGACAAUAGUCAGAAUGAAGAAGUCUCAAAGCAGACCUCUCCAGUGGGAUUCUACUCCUGCAUCCACUGGCAUCGCUGUAUUCAUUGUCAUAACACAGAGUAUUUUGCUACUUUGGGAACAGUUUGAAGAUACUAGUCAUCACAGCUACUAUUCACACCACAACUUAGCAGGGGUCCUUCUAAUUGUUUUAAGAAUUUGCCUAGCAUUAUCCUUAGGCUGUGGACUCUACCAGAUCAUCACAGUGGAAAGAAGUACACUGAAAAGGGAGUUCUACAUCACAUUUGCCAAAGGCUGUAUCUUGUGGUUUUUAUGCCAUCCGGGUCUUGCAUGCCUUUCUCUCAUUUUUAGUGAUUACCAAAGAGAUAAGGUUAUUACAAUAGGUGUUAUCCUUUGUCAGUCUGUUUCCAUGGUUAUUCUCUACAGACUCUUUGUAUCCCACAGUCUAUACUGGGAAGUUUCUUCACUUUCCUCAGUAACUCUACCACUGACCAUAUCAUCUGGACAUAAAAAUCGGCCUCAUUUCUGAUACUUGAGUUUGUUUAAAGGAAAAGAGAAUUAAUAUGACAGAGUGCAAUAAGAUCCAAAUAUAGACUUUUUUUCAUGCAUUUGUAUGAAAAAUUGAACAGAGAAAGAAGAGCAUGUUUUUUAUAUAACUGCAUUUAAGCAGUACCAAAACUGAAGAAAGGUAAUAAAUGAAAUGUUUUGAAAUAUACUUAAACAAUAAACUUUAAAGAAAGAUUGUGGUUAUAAGGUGAUUUAAGCACUUUCCAUAUGGAAAUAAAGGUAAAAAAUAAUUAUUUGAUAUUUUGGGUGAGAUACCCUUGUAACGCCUCAUCUUAUAUCAAUAUAGCUAACUCAGGUUUAAUAGUCUGAUAAAAAGUAAUCAGUUAAAUGAUUACUUGCUUAUACUUAUCUAAACUAGUUUAUGAAACAGUGUAAUAUACUGAUUAAAAACUGCUUUUUUAUGCUUUAAGGAAAAUGCAUUUCAUAUUGGAGUUUAAAGGAAUUAAAAAUGAAGUUACUUCAGGAAACGAAUAUAAAAUGUUCACACUUAAAUGAGUGAGCGUUUGUCUAUUUGUGGAUGAGGUUGUUCUCCAAUUUUUUCCUAUUGCUUUUUACUCUAGAUGAGAUUUUAGCUUGAGCAAAGGGUUUUUGACAGUUUAUGAAAAAAAUAAAACAUAGACACAUUACAGUGGUUGUAAGGAUGAAAAGUUUUGAAAGGUGAGCACUGAGAUGAAGGUACAAGCAGGUUUGCAUGUUUAAAAAGGAAGAAAGCAAAAGUUCUAUGUGAUGUGGUACUAAAAUUUUAAUCUUAAUAUAGUUCAUUUCUAUUACCUUGAGUCCCCAAACAUAAUUAAGCCAUAUACACAGAUUAAAUUAACAGAAGCAUUUCACAUAAAUGUUGGUGUCAGUCAUCAACUACCCAUGAACUCCUGUCCAAGGAUACUUAAUCAGGAUUAAAUUUUCUAUGAAUAACUGAAAAACAAAAUACUCACUGGAUUUGUUAUAAUCCGUGUUGGCAUUGGAUUCUAAGUAGUUGCCAUCUUGAAUCCUUAGUAAUAAAGCCAUAUUUUUUUUGUGAGAUGUUCCACUAUUGAGUAUGCUAGCUAAAAAAAAAUACUCUAAAGUGCCUGUUUGAAGAAUUGCUGAAUGAUUGUUGAUACCUGCUGUAUAAAAUGAGUAUUCCCACUAAUAGCCAUGAUUGGAAAUUAUUCUGUUUCUGUUCGUCGAGUUAUUCAGGUCUUUUAAUUUUUACUUGUGACUUAACUUAAAAAUAUUUUUGAUCUACCUCCAAAGGUAUUACAUUUUUAAGCAAGAAAUGUUGCAGUCAUCUGGUAAUUAAACUUUUAAACUAGCUAAAAUAAUGUAGUGCACUUAAAAAAAUACCCAUGGCUUUCUUUGUUUUUCCUCUUAUAUCUAGUCUCAUUUGAAAUAAAUAGUGUUCUGCCUCAUUUUAAAAGUGUGUCUUUAUCUAGCAAAGUGACAAAGUUCAGCCUGCUCAUUAAAUCAUCUUUCUAACAAUUCUUUGUAAAUUAUUUAAUAAAUGAGAGCUACAGGUUGAGACUAGAAAAUCUGAGGUAUAUUUUAAGUUUACAAGAUCUGCUGAAUGAUCAUAAACUUUUUCUUAUACCACAUCUCACUAAUAACCCCAGUUAUUGUCUGUUGUGUUCAACUGAGAUGCAGUUAAUUAAGCUUAAAAAAAAAAUGAAGCCUAUUCAUAAAUUUUGGGAACUUAUAACAUAGCCAAAUGGAAUGAUCUUUGUGUCAUCUGACACAAAGAACAUAGUAAUUCUGUAAUCAAUAUAACUGAAAUAUAUUACUAUGCUAGCAUUUAUGAAACUUUAACAGCUUUUUUUUUUUUACUUUAAUCAUUUUUAAAUUUAUGGUCGAAUUUGCUGGUAAUUUAUUUGUUAAUCAAGAGCCGUUAAAUGAAGAAAAACAGUUGUUAAUAAAUGCAUAAAACUAUUGUUGGUUGGUGACCAGAGGUCAAAUUUUAUAGUUCAUAAGCUGUGAUGCAGUGUCUCUUCUCUUUCUCUUUCUGAAUGUUUACAUGAAUAUCCAUCACUGCAGAUUACAGAAAGGUAAGUGUAUACUGCAAACUUUAAAGAUCAGAAACUUUUCUACUUUUCUUCUCUUUCAGAAAAUUCUUCUCCUAUCUAUUUUUAGCUAUUUUUUUAAAGAAGAUAAGUGGUCUGUCCAGGACUCCUUUUUUUUUUUUCCAGAAGCAUUUCUUUUCCUCACUUAAGGAAGCAUGAAGAUGUUUGUUUUUUAUUGACAUGUAUAAUAAUAUUAGCUCCUGUUUAAUUGAGCGCCAUCAGACACUUUACACUCAUCACUAAGCCCUACAACAGUAAUUUCAAGCCCCCAUUUAACUGAGUCAUGAGAGAAUAAAUGAUUCCUCUAAGUCAUCCAACUACUCUUUACUUUUUCUACUUUACCCCCAUGAUUUUAAUGAGCACCUAUUGUGUGGGUAUGGUUUUUUUUUUUGUUUGUUUGAGAAUGAAUGGCUGUCCAUAGUUAAUUUUAGCUCUUGAUUUUAACAUUAAACUUGAUACUGCGCUGACAUCAUAAAUGAGCUUGAAUUUAUAUGGUCAGCACAGGUCAGUAUUUUAACUUUGGAUUUCAGCCAGAUAGUAUUCUAAACAGAAGAGCUUGUCUUAGGGAAAUUUUUCAUGAUCUCAAGUAAAAUAAGCCAAAUCUGAUGGAAAUAGAAGACAGACAAGUCUAAGGUCAACUGUAAAGUAAUGAGACUAGAACCUACACAACAUGAACACUGGCCCUUUCACCGUGUUUGCCUAGGGAGAUGGUGGAUAUUCUCUGUUGAUGCUGUCAAUACUAAAAACUUUUGGCAAUCUGGAAUUAUUGUUGAAGCAUUCUCUUGAAUAGCUUGUGUUGUGGAAUCUUUGUUUUUUUUUCUGAGAAUGGAUGAUCAUUAGAAAUAGACCAAAUGAUUUGAAACCAAAUCUGAUGAGGUAAUACCGUUUUUUGUUCCAAAAUGAAUUUGUGAAUUAAAACUAAAAUAAUGAGAUUUGGUUUUCCUACAAGUUCUGAAAACUGUUUGGAAACACUGUAGCCUGCACUCUUGCACUAGCUCUCUACAUAAUGUCACUGCUUCACAGUCGCACAGCCUUCUGCACAACUCCAAGAGCAUCAUGUACAUUGUGCUCUUAGGAGUACCAUUGGCAUGCUGCCGGGACCUGUGGAAAGAAAUAACUGCCCGCUAGAGCCCACUCCACAAAGCAGCCAAAACCAUCCCUUAAAAAGGUGAAUCAUCUGGAUGAUGGGCAUACAGGAAUUCUUUGUACUAUUUUCCAUAAGUUUGAAAUUGUUUCAAAAUAACAAGUUUAGAAAGUGAGUUAAAUGGUUUUCCAUUGUACUUUGGUAAUACAAGCUCAUUCACAUGUCCUACAAAGCCUAUGUGGUCUGGUGCCUGCUUCUAUCUGAUCGCAUUUUAUACCACUCUUCCUCUUACCAUACCCAACUUCAGUGUCCUUUGUCAAAAAAUACCAAGUUUCUUUUACUGCCUCAGAGCCUUUGCAUUAGCUGUUUCCUCUCCCUGGAAUAUUCCCUCCCAAAAUUGGCAUGGUUGCAUGGAAGAAACCUUCUCAUCCUUCAGGUUCUCAGCUCAAAAUGUGUCAGAAUUCUUUGACCACCUGAGGUGGAUUUGUAUUAUGCCUGUUUAGCUAAGCUGUGUUCCCCAGAAUUUCCCCUCCCUCCGUAGUUGCAAGAUAGUAUAGGCCACAAGAGAUGUUUGGUGUGAGAUUUAGAAGGAAGAAGUAAAGUCGCAGCCAGAUUCUUUUUAUAAAUGGAAGAUCCAAGCAGGGUACAAGGCUCUGCUGCAGCUCACAUUGUUACUUAUCUGCUGGUUCAUCUUGACCUGGGCCAUAGCCAGGCCCACAGGGAACUCCAGUUUCUGAUUGAUCACCUCCUUCAUCUCUGACUUCUGGGCCAGGUGUAUGUUUUACUCUGUGACACAGGGUGCCAGCUUCUGCAGGGUAACCCUGUCAUCAAAGUUGGAGGCUUGGAGUCAGUGAGAGACUGAUGUGAGUUCUGGUCCAUCAUGAGUUCCACUCAGUCCACAAGGGUUCUCCCCAUCCUGGUACGUUCCAGUUUGUCCUUGCUUCCCUCACUUCUUGUUCAUCUUCCCUUACCCACUGCCAGACACAAAAAAAUAGCCUCCUAUAAUCUCUAUAAUAAAUCCCUUAUUUUAUACAUUAAAAAAGAUUGCAUGUAUUAUCCUAUUGGUUCUCUUUCAUCAAACCCCAAGUGAUAUACCACCCUAUCUAAUGCUGAUCCCCCACCCUAAUCACUCUCACAUUACCCCCUUUUUUCUUUAUAGUAUUUUAUUGUUGUGUCUCCCCAUUUAGAAGGUAAAUUCUAAAGAAGUGAGGCCAUUGGAUUAUUCAUUGCUGUAUCCCUAGCACCUAGAACAUUCCUUGGUGCAUACUAGAUGUGCAAAAAUAUUUUUGAAUGGAUGAAUGAAAGCAAUUCUGAAAAAGAAUUUUAGAUGUACUUAGUAAUAGAGUAUUAAAUAAUAGAACCUCCCAUGAUGACUUGUAUAUGCCUUGCCUGUUCUUUGUUCAAUUAUAUGGAAUUGGGAAUUGUGCAAAAAUCUUAAGUAGUCAAAUAGUUAUAAAGUUUAAUUUUUAAAACUCAUAGGAUGAUUCCUCAAGUUGUCACACACAGGCAUUUCCCUUUAUUUUACAUGGUACUGUUAGUAGGUCCAUGUAUCUGGUUCCUAGUCCACCAUAACUAAAAGCACCAAGUCAAGCAAAAUCUGAGUCAGUCAGAGGAAGGAAUGCUGACUGAGUUGCAACUUGCUUUAGACUAGUAACUAACUCCUUUAUUCCUUCCAUUUUCUCCCCUUUGGAGUGGGAAUGCAUGUCCUAUACCUGUCACACUUUAAUAUUUCGGAAACAGCUAACCUGUUUUCUAGUGUCACGGGUCUAUGGAUGUGUAGGAAUUUUGCCCCUAAGAUGGACCAUAUCUAGAAUCUCACCCAUUCCUGAUUUAGAUGAUGAGGUUUGGGACAUUUUUAGUUGAUAUUUAGAUGAGAUUUGGACUUAAGAGUUGUUGCCGGAACAGGCCAAGACUUUUGGAGAUGUUGAGUUGGGGUGAAUGUAUUUUGCACAUGGGACAGACAUGAAUUUUGGGGAUAUCAGUGGGCAGACGGUAUUGGAUUUAAUAGUGCCCUGCCUCCAAAUUCAUGUCCACCCAGAAACUCAGAAUAUGACCUUAUUUGGAAAUAGGGUCUUUGCAGAAGUAUUUAGUUAAAUUAAGAUGAAGUUAUGCUAGAUAAAACCCUAAUCAAAUAACUGGUUUCCUUAUAAGAAAACAGACACAGAGAGGAGAACCGGGCAUGAAGACAUAGGUUUGAGUGAAGAGUCUACAGGUCAAUGAAUGCCAACGAUUGCCACCAACCACCACCAGACUUUAUAACUAUUUGACAACUUAAGCUAGGGGAGAGGCAUGGAACAGAUUCUCCUUCAAAGCCCUGAGAAAGGUACCAACCCUGCAAUCACCUUGCUUUUGAACUUCUAGCUUCCAGAACUGUGAAAGAAUAAACUUCUUGUGUUUUAAGCUGUCCAGUUCAUGUUGCUUUGUUACAGCAGCCCUAGGAAUUUAAUAAAGGAUCCAACUUAAACUUUUUUUUUUCCCAGAUGGUUAUCCACUGAUUGUAACAUUGUUUACUAUCCAGUCCAUCUUUUCUUCACUGACUUGUUGCUGAUCUAUUUCUGAAGUUUUAAGGGAGUUUCACUGAACUGAUUCAUGGUGUAGUACCAUACUGUUUUAAUUAUUGGAAUUCUAGAAUAUACUGUCUGAAGGGACUGAUUUCAUGUUAGAAUUUCAGAACUUUAGGAAUUU
This is a messenger RNA of Choloepus didactylus (southern two-toed sloth), 7251 nucleotides long. It is a transcript of the gene GPR180, whose product is annotated as G protein-coupled receptor 180. Bases 26 to 1411 code for a protein of 461 amino acids. The record is from RefSeq and is a predicted model, not a curated record. The transcript is spliced from 9 exons. Lineage: Eukaryota; Metazoa; Chordata; Mammalia; Pilosa; Megalonychidae. Gene Ontology annotation, biological process: response to pheromone; G protein-coupled receptor signaling pathway.